CGUUCGGACCUGCUAUCUUUACAAUACGUAUACUACGACUAUACUGUGUGUAUAGACUUGCAGGAGCUAGAAGACUGGGUAGUUCUCCUAGGCUCCUGUAUCGGAUACCUACCAGGUAAGUAAGAGGUAGUUAUCACAGCUGACCCCCUGUUAACCCAACCGAACAAUGGAUCACGCGGGGGGGCGCCUUCUUAUGCACGAUCAGCCAAGAGCAGAGUAUCUGCAUUGCAAGUCGUAGGCUUUCAACUUAUAUUAAAGUCUGGACAACUAACUAACUUUCUCUUCGUCAUAUUUUCGUAUAUGUUUCGAAAAAAAAGUAACUACGAAUCAUACCAAUGACACAGUCCAAGGGGCAUCUUUUCGUUGGCGGGAAAGUAUUCCUACACGCCAAGACUCCGGGGCUCGAGACAAAGCCUCGAUUUGGAGAUGCAUUUUACAUACGCGACGGGUUCAUUAAGCAUGUUGGUUUUGAGGAUGAUGAAGCUAUCUCCCGGCUCCUAGCCGCCGGUGCUGAGAUACACAAUCUUAACGGCCGGACCGUUCUGCCUGGCUUUAUUGAUGGCCACAUCCACUUGCUAAGAUUAGGACAAUCCUUAAGCAAAGUUGGACUGGACCACUGCGAGAACCUCGACGAUAUUCGCAAGGCCAUCAAGGACUAUGCCGUUGAAAACCCUAAUGAGCCGCGUAUUCUCUGCAAGGGGUGGAUGAGAUACAUGUCAAAGCCCCUAGCGAGUCUAGUCGAUGAUUUGGAUCCUCGGCCUAUCUAUGUUGACUCUAAGGACCUUCAUACCACUUGGUGUAGUACUUCUGCACUCAAGGAAAUUGAUGCAAAGAACCUAGCAGACCCAGGAGGGGGUAAAAUAGAACGUGAUUCAGAUGGGAAUCCUACGGGAGCUUUCGAAGAAGCUGCCGUCUUCACUAUCAUUUGGCCUUUCCUCGCCCAGGUCGCCACAGAAAAGGAUCGCGAGGAAUGGAUCCGGGCUGCAGUACAGACGUAUAAUAAGUCUGGUUAUACCGGAGCGAUAGACAUGGCAAUGGAAGAACAGACAUGGGCCACUCUCCUCAACAUCCAGCAAGAACAACAAGGACAGUCACUACCGUUUAGACUUGCGGCAUACUGGCUUAUGACGCCUUCUAGCUCGGAAGCUGACUGCCUUUCUCAAGUCGAUCGCGCUAUCGAGGCGCAUAAGCAACUUAGCGCUGAGGAAUCACCGGACCUCCAUGUCGUCGGUAUUAAGCUUAUAUGCGACGGUAUCAUUGACGCCUGUACUGCCCAUCUGUCGGAGCCUUAUCUGAAAGGAGCUGACGCCGUGAAGCACACUACUGGUGAACCAUUCUGGAACCCUGAGAUACUCAAUGCAGUCGUGCGCAAAGCCGAUGCCGCAGGUUUACAAGUUGCGCUUCAUGCCAUUGGAGACGCUGCCAUUACCAAGGCUGUCGACGCUCUGUCUAACUGCUCUCCGAGGAAUCGCCAUCGUAUGGAACAUAUUGAGCUCGCAUCUGCCAGAGACGCCAAGCGUCUCGGCGAAUUCGAGAUUACCGCCUCCAUUCAACCCGUCCAUGCUGACCCAUGGAUUCUCCGUGCGUGGCCUGAUCUCCUAGGCCACCGCUGCGAGCGUGCUUUUCCCUACCGGGAGUUUUCAGACGCGGGUGCGCCGCUCGCUCUCGGCAGCGACAGCCCGACGUCGCCUUGGGACGUCAUGGGCAACGUGUACGUCGCGAGCACGAGGAAGUCCUACAGGAACACGCGGUACGAGAACGUCGUCAGCUACAACUUCCGCCUCGGCGUGUGCGAGUCGUUGGUAGCGGCGAGUUAUGGGUCAGCUAGGAGUGUGUUCUGGGAUAAGCGGCUAGGUAGCCUAGAGCCGGGCAAGGUCGCGGACUUUACGAUAUGGGAUAUGGAGUGGGGUAAAUACAAGCUUCUUGGUGCUAAGGUAGAGGAGACAUGGUUUAAUGGCGAAAAGGUUUGGGGUGUAGAGGAAGAUAAAGAAGUCUGAUUUAGCCUGGAAGCUCGAUUCUUAGAAUUGAUGGAUGCUUGACCAGCUUAGCUCGCGAUCCCUUG
This is a messenger RNA of Daldinia caldariorum, 2062 nucleotides long. Its product is annotated as amidohydrolase. Gene Ontology annotation, molecular function: hydrolase activity, acting on carbon-nitrogen (but not peptide) bonds. The record is from RefSeq and is a predicted model, not a curated record. Bases 336 to 1997 code for a protein of 553 amino acids. The transcript is spliced from 2 exons. Lineage: Eukaryota; Fungi; Ascomycota; Sordariomycetes; Xylariales; Hypoxylaceae.